CUGGGUGUUACACUGAAAACAGGAAUAGAAUAUUUGAACUCACACUAGUCUUCGUCCGCGCACACUGAAAACCCCAAACCCAUUGCCAACUUCACUUCCCCGCUGUUUUCGUCCGCCAUGUGAGCUUCCUAAAACCUCUUCUUUCAAUGCCUCCGCUUUCCAGCCCUCCAUUCCACCGAAAUCUCCGUUACAUAUUACUCAUGCAAUCCUCUCGUCAUCUCCUAGAGCUCUUCUCCAGCGCCUCAAUAACCACGACCGCCUUCUUCUACCGACCCAUUCAACUUCACUCUUAUCCCGUCCUCUCUGUAAAUCCAGGAAGAAACACCUCUAGAUUUGUUUCGUUCUCCAUAAAAGCCCCCGGAUUUCGCUCUUAUACCCCCUAUUCAUCCUCCGGAGCUGUUCGUGUGGAGCCAAGAGAAGGCGAGGCGGUUAGAGUUGAGAGACUUGAAAAGCUGCAAGAGAAGUUGGCUGAAAUAGGAAUUCCUUGCGACCCCUUCAAAACUGGACAGUAUAUGCACGCAAUUUGUCCGCAGUGCGAUGGAGGAGAUUCAAAAGAAAGAAGCUUCUCUCUUUUUAUUCGAGAAGAUGGAAAACUUGCGAUGUGGUCAUGCUUCAGAGCUGAUCAAUGUGGUUGGAGGGGUCGUAUUGAGGCUUCUGAGAGUGGAGUUGAAUUUACUGUCAAUCAAAAUGGUGUUUCUACUAUGUCCUUCCAAGAUAAGACACACAGAACAAUCACGGAAAAGGAUCUUCACUUAGAGCCUUUAUGUUCAGAGAUCAUUGCAUAUUUCAAUGGAAGAAGCAUAUCAGCCGAGACACUACGAAGAAAUGCUGUCAUGCAGCGUAGAGUUCUUAAUGAGAUUGUUAUUGCUUUUACUUAUAGGCGAAAUGGAAAACUUGUAAGCUGCAAGUAUCGAAAUAUUGAGAAAAAGUUUUCUCAGGAGAAAGGCACUGAAAAAAUAUUUUACGGACUUGAUGAUGUAGUAGCUGGAAGUGAUGUCAUUAUUGUUGAGGGUGAAAUAGACAAGCUUUCUAUGGAAGAAGCUGGCUACAGGAACUGUUUAAGUGUUCCAAAUGGCGCAGUAGCAAAAGUUUCUGAGAAAGUACCCUCUGAAGAGAAGGACAAAGGUUUUCAAUACUUGUGGACAUGCAAGGAAUAUCUCAGUAAGGCACCUCGCAUAAUAUUAGCAACUGAUGCGGAUGGUCCCGGACAAGCACUAGCUGAAGAACUAGCACGGCGCCUUGGUAAAGAAAGAUGCUGGAGAGUCAAGUGGCCAAUGAAAAGUAAUACCGAGGUUUGCAAGGAUGCAAAUGAGGUGCUGAACAUUUUGGGAAAAAAUGCGUUGAAGCAAGUUAUAGAGACAGCUGAAUUGUUUCCCAUAAGGGGUCUAUUUAACUUCAGCAAUUUCUUCACUGAGAUCAAUGAUUAUUAUAAUUGUAAUCAAGGGUUCGAAAUGGGUGUUUCAACAGGAUGGAGAGCAUUGAAUGAUUUAUACAAUGUUGUUCCUGGAGAGUUGACUGUGAUUACAGGUGUUCCUAAUUCUGGAAAGUGCAAUAUCAAUGAAAGUUAUGGCUGGACUUUUGCUCUUUGCUCUAUGGAAAAUAAGGUCCAGGAGCAUGCUAGAAAGCUUUUGGAAAAGCAUAUUAAGAAGCCUUUCUUCAAUAUUAGAUACGGAGAAUCUGUCGAGCGAAUGAGCCCUGCGGAGUUAGAAGAAGGAAAAAAAUGGCUUAGUGAUACAUUUCAUCUUAUUCGGUGUGAUGAUGAUGCUCUUCCAUCCGUUAAUUGGGUUCUAUCAUUGGCUAAAGCUGCAGUUCUAAGAUAUGGUAUACGUGGGCUUGUUAUUGAUCCGUAUAAUGAAUUGGAUCACCAACGAUCUGUUCAUCAGACCGAAACUGAGUAUGUCAGUCAAAUGCUUACUAAAAUCAAACGGUUUGCGCAGCACCAUGCAUGCCACGUGUGGUUUGUUGCACAUCCAAGACAGUUACAAAAUUGGGGAGGCAACCCGCCAAAUUUGUAUGAUAUAAGUGGCAGCGCACAUUUCAUAAACAAGUGUGACAAUGGCAUUAUUGUUCAUCGCAGUCGAGAUGAAAAUGGACCCCUUGAUGGCGUUCAGAUUUACGUAAGAAAGGUUCGGAACAAAGUUAUUGGACGCAUUGGAGAUGCACAAUUAUCAUAUGACAGGGUUACUGGGCGCUUUUCUGAUAUUUGAUGAAGUGGUUCAAUUCAGAAUGAGAUGGGCGCUGUCAAAAAAUGCUCAUCAGAAUUUUCUCAUGAUUAGGAUUAUCCAAUCCUCUAAUCCAUAUGUAGAUCAAAAUUUCAAGAAUAUGCUUAAAUGUUUACAUCUGAUUU
Molecule: messenger RNA, 2347 nt
Organism: Phalaenopsis equestris
Lineage: Eukaryota; Viridiplantae; Streptophyta; Magnoliopsida; Asparagales; Orchidaceae
Product: twinkle homolog protein, chloroplastic/mitochondrial-like
Biological process (GO): DNA replication
Molecular function (GO): single-stranded DNA binding; ATP binding; 5'-3' DNA helicase activity
Source: RefSeq, a predicted model, not a curated record